Molecule: messenger RNA, 1292 nt
Organism: Macadamia integrifolia
Lineage: Eukaryota; Viridiplantae; Streptophyta; Magnoliopsida; Proteales; Proteaceae
Product: transcription factor IBH1-like
Exons: 1
Coding region: 506-973 (155 amino acids)
Biological process (GO): regulation of DNA-templated transcription
Source: RefSeq, a predicted model, not a curated record
UUUCCAUCCUCUUCAAACCCUCCUUCCUUUGCUAAUUUAGUCAUCUCAUCCCCCUCUCGAUCCUCACAAUUGCCCCUCUCUCUCUCUCUCUCUCUCUCUCUCUCUCUCUCUCUCUGUUAUAUGUUUGUGAAACUGUUACAGUUGUUAACUUGAUGAUGCCCCUGUGUCAGAGCUGAAUUUUUCCUUUUGUCUUUUUGAACAAGCAGCCACUUUGUGUCUGAAGCAAAUCUCUUAGCUUCUAAUGGUCGAAGUUGAUGAUGGCCUUGUGUCAGACCUGAAUUUUUCCUUUUGUCUUGCUGCCACUUUGUGUCAGAACCAAAUCUCAGCCCCUCCAAUGGUCACUUGUCUUCGAUCCAUCCAAAAAAGCAACUCUCUCCAUAGUUCGUUAGUACUACGACCCACAUCCUUAGUCUUUACCCUAAACCCUAAAUAUCAGAAGACAGCAUCUCCCUUGUCUUUCUUUCAUCUCUUCUCUUUCUGAUUUGAUUAUCCUCUCUUGUUUUUCAUGAAUUCUAAGAAUUUAUCCUUCAACCCUUGCCCUGACAGAGCCAAAUUUACUCGUAUAUUUCUUCGAGCCCUUGCGAAAAUAAAUGAGGAUAGACCCACUUCAUCCUCACAUCAGGAAAUCCGUAAUCGAAGUCGGAGAAUAAAGAUUGCUGCUGAUGCAUCUAUGGUUUCCGCGGUUGGAUCCAGAAGAGCUUGGAGUCGUAUCAUGCUUUGGAAACUUCGGAGCCGUACACGUUAUCGAGCUUUGAACAGGUCGAGAGUGAUUAGCUCGUGGAGGAGGAGAAGUGCUGAUAUGGGUAAUAAGGAAAAGCUAGAAUUGAGCCGCGCCGACAAACUCCGGCAGCUCGUUCCUGGCGGUGAAACCAUGGAUUUCUGCAACUUAUUGGAUGAAGCUUCUCAUUAUAUAAAGUGUCUCACUACCCAAGUGCAGGUCAUGCGAAGCAUUGCUGAUUCCUUCUCUACCUGAGCGAGUGAGCCUGAAUUUACUGGACAGUUAAUAGAUAGAGAAGGAUGGAAAGGACAGACCCAAAAAAUUUAUAUAAAAUAGACAAUUAAGAGGUCAGGGGAAGGUAAGUUUCUAGACCUGGAAGAGAGAGUUUAUAGACAUGACUGGCUUUUACAUGCUUUUAGACAUGAACAUAUUAAGAACAUUAUCAAACAUUAUCAGCCAUUAGAGGUUGCCUGUAAAUUAGAGAAAUAUGUUUGAUGUUUGUGAGAAAGUUUGAAUGAGUUUUCUUGUUUGUACAUAGAUAACACCUGGUUGGUAAUAUACCAUCCUUUUUUUA